CGCAAAUUCGCCCGCCACCAUCCUCCCCCCCCGAUCUAGUACUUGCCUACUUUCCUCUCUUACAUUCACUCCCAUCCCAAUCUUUAUACUAUCAAUCUUCUUCCCUUCUGCUCUUGUUUCUAAACUCAACGUUACAUUCCUCCGACCACUUGUCAUUCUUCCACCUACAUACCCUGUCGCUUUUCUUUGUCUAGUCCGUUCGGAGUCCAUACUGUCGGUAUAUCUGAGCGCUGGUCCUUGUUUACUUCCGCCUUUGAAUUCCUCCUUGGCUGCUUCUACACGAUAUAACCUCUCUUGCCUCGUCGGUGCUAUCAUCUGUCCCUCCGAGCCACAAUGUCGACCUUCUUCUACAGUCAUCAGCAACAGCAACAGCACCAGCACCAGCACCACCCUCACCAUGGCGCUGCCGCUCACAUGACGACCUCGAACAACCACCAUGGGGGCCGUUCCCGUCGAGGACCUAAGAUGGCUGCUCAGAAUGCUCAGCGCCAGUUUCGAGGAGUGAAGAGUAUGAGGGAGCUCGCAGAGGCCCCAGCCGUGACCGCUUUCCGUGCCCGCUUCGAAGCUGGGCGGUCUUUCGAUCUGGAUGACGACCUGGAGUUCUGCCCCGGUCUCCUGACAGAGGACGAUCUGCAUUCCAUUCACUCGACCUCUUCGGAUCGCUCAUCUCUCUCCAGCGGAUCUCCUGAUACGUCUCCUCUGCAGCAUCAGAUCCAGCCUGUCCAGCAGGUCACGCCCUCUAUCUCGCUAUCUCCUGCUUCGAGCAACUCCUAUGUUCAUUCAGGGGUUAACGGUAAUCUUAAUCACGUGAACUUCCAGCAACCGUCCGCAGUUCGCACCCGCAAGGUGAUCCCGAUUGUCAACCCCAACACCGGCAUGACCUUGACGAGCCCGCCUACUUCGAUCUCCCCUGCCUCGAUGCAGAAUGCCCAGCGUCGGUGGUGA
Molecule: messenger RNA, 945 nt
Organism: Aspergillus sclerotioniger CBS 115572
Lineage: Eukaryota; Fungi; Ascomycota; Eurotiomycetes; Eurotiales; Aspergillaceae
Product: DUF4452 domain-containing protein
Exons: 2
Coding region: 334-945 (203 amino acids)
Source: RefSeq, a predicted model, not a curated record